Messenger RNA from Eleginops maclovinus (Patagonian blennie), 2110 nucleotides. It is a transcript of the gene c9h1orf210, whose product is annotated as chromosome 9 C1orf210 homolog. NCBI's taxonomy places the organism in Eukaryota, Metazoa, Chordata, Actinopteri, Perciformes, Eleginopidae. The record is from RefSeq and is a predicted model, not a curated record. The transcript has 4 exons. The coding region runs from base 647 to 1108 and encodes 153 amino acids.
UACUGAUUAACUUGUCCUUCUGGGAAGCAGCUGCAGAGCAAACCUUGGUCAACCUUUGCACACUCCUCUCCAUUUUACAUACAAAGCUAAACUAAAUGCAGGAGAGGCUGAUGUGUACUGUGAGAGCGGACAGACAGCAGGUGAACUCGCUGAAGCUCGAGGAAACUACACAAACAGGUGAACAGCCUCAUUUGACUGCAACAAAGGGACAUGGGCUCAUAUUUCAACUCUAACAUAGGAUGAUGUUGCUGCCAAUACCUGUCACUUCUCAAUGAAGCAAGGAGUCCCCCGUCACUCAACCUUGCCACCUAGUGGAGAUUUGAAAGUUUAACAGAAAUCUUCCAGACAACUAUCUCCCUCAUCUGGGGAGAUGCCUGCCCUGCAAUAUUUUUCUCAGAUACCAUUUAUUUUUUACAUGCUGAAGACAACCCAACAUUAAGCAGCUAUUCACUAUCAGGUUGCUUAAGGACAAGAGGCUCUCAUAAGAAGGUCAUAAAAAAAUUAUAUUUGACUGACGUAUGUCACGUGUGAUAUGCCCACAUGAUCCAUUGCUAGAUGUUAAAGUGGAUGCUGCCCCAAAGCAAGUGCAUCCAACAAAAAGCUAAUUGAGUAACUUAGGAGAACUGCUCAAACAAAGAAAAGCCAGAUGGAACCACCAUCCCAUGCCAUGCUCUCUACAAUCACACCAACAGCAAUGCAAAAUGCCACUUUGACAACCCAGACAGCCAAGUAUAAAUCUCACAACUGGGAGUUCCUGGUGGCCGUUGUGGUCACAGCCGUCUCCAUCUCCAUUCUCAUCGGCCUGCUGGCUAAAUGCCAGGUGGUCCGGCGUUACCUGGCCAGCUACAGGCACACGCGGCUGACGGAGGUUGACACCGUCAGUCAGUGUGACCAUUCAGGCCUGGAGGUGGAAUUUGCCAUGAAUGGAGGACUUGGCAUUAACCCCCACUGCAUCCCCCCUGUUGGUGAGGAAGAUGAUGAUGGCUUCAUUGAGGACAACUACAUCCCGGCCAGUGAAAGAGCGAGGGCUGAAAGAGCAGCAGAGAACAUGGAGGACACGGAGGACACAGAAGAAGAAAUGGAUGACAUUGAAUUUACCAUCGGUUAGCAGGUCUGUCACUACAUCUCCUCGGCUGUAUACACAACGAAAAAAACAUUUCACUCCCUCCUUUCUCUAUUUCUGAGGAAGAUUCAUAUAGUCAUUGGCAAAAAGGGUUAUAAAAUGUUUUUAAAAAGCAUAACAAUUUAAAUUCCAAUGCUCAAGAGCAAUCCUAAUUUAAGGAAGCACAAAAAGCAUGGAUGUAAAAUGCAUCAUAAAAAUCCCAAUAAAAACACAAAUAUGUCAUUUAUGUCAACCCUUUCUACCAUGAUUUAGAUAACAAAAGCUGUCAUAGGCAUGUUUUUUGUUUUAUUUUGAGUGACAUUGAAAGGAAUCAAAUUAUGAAGCAACAAAGCUGUUUUCGAAAGGACUGAAAAAGAGAUCAAAGGGUCUUCUGUAAAUAUGAUCAUAAACCAAUCACCUUUGUAUCUGUUGAUCAGUUUGUGAAUGAUUUGAUUUGGUGAUUGAUUGUUAACUUGACAGCACAAGUUAGGAAAAACAAAGUCUGGUUCAAGCAAAAAAAACAAAACAAACUGUUGUGUUGAAUGUGAGCAGGAGCAUUUCACUACUGCUGCAUUUUUUCAGUGUCACUGUCACUAACAGUAUGCAUUUCAUAGUGCUCGCAGGGACAACACAAGGACAUUGUGACGCUCAGAGGUCACCAUCUUUUCUUCAUAAGUAUCAAUAUAUCUUUUUUUAUUAUUUUGUUACAACAUCAGAGUAAAUUGUUAUUUUUGCUUAUUUGGGCCUACAACGUGUCUUUUACAGAUGUGUGAACGUUCGCACAAAAGGUAUAACCACUGCUAUGAAAAAAAUUAAGCCAGCUCAAAUAGCAAGCAUUAGCCUGGGCCUUCCAGUAAUUACUUACCCUCCCCUUGGCUGCUAUAUUUAGAAUGAAAACGUUGGGCUACUGACUGGGCAUGUGCAUGAAUUCAAUUAAUUCACUCUGUAUAGGCUAUUUAUUGUAUUGUACACAGUGUGACUUCAAUUAAAAGAAAAAGUGUCAGGAGA